AACUAAGAUACAUUUUUUUAAGUUCGAAACAUCUUGUACGAAUCAAAACAAAUAUAAUUUAAGUUAAUUAAUGAUUAUAAUGAUAUCUUAUGUGAAAUAAUUCAAGAAAAAUGGUUAAAAAUAGCAAUGGUCGAUUUAUAUUGUAUGCGGCGGGUAUAUUUAAUUGUUACUUUUAUUUUGGAAUAUUACAAGAACGUAUAACACGAGGAAAAUAUACGAUUACUGAAUUAAAUGGUAAUAAUGAAACUGUUGAAACGACUGAAAGAUUUACAUACAUGUUAGCAUUGUGUGGGGUACAAUGUUUGGCUAAUUAUUUGUUUGCAAAGGGACUAUUAUUCUGCUGGCCACAACAAGAGGAUAAGACACGUAACACUUAUUAUGCAAGUUCAUCGUUCACAUAUUUAUUAGCUAUGGUUUGUUCAAAUAUGGCACUUCAAUGGGUACCUUAUCCAACGCAGGUCGUUGGAAAAUCAGCUAAACCUAUUCCUGUAAUGUUACUGGGUGUACUUAUUGGACACAAAUCAUACCCAUUAAAGAAAUAUUUAUUUGUUUUAUUAAUUGUAUCUGGAGUAGUACUAUUUAUGUUAAAAGAUAAAGCUAAGAAAGCUGACACCGAAUCACAUUUUGGUAUUGGACAAGUUUUAUUGUUGUUAUCAUUAAUUUUAGAUGGCCUAACUGGUGCUGUUCAAGAAAGAAUAAGAGCCGAAUCUGCUCCAAGUGGUCAACAGAUGAUGCUUAGUAUGAAUGCAUGGUCGUGUGCAUUUUUAGCAGUUGCUUUAACAUUCACUGGUGAAGGAUUUUCAUUUGCAGCAUUUUGCUCUCGACAUCCUGAAGUAUUACAUCAAUUAGGCACAUUAGCCAUUGCUGGUGCUUUAGGACAAUUAUUUAUACUUUUAAUGGUCUCAGAGUAUGGACCACUUCCAUGUUCGAUAGUAACCACAACUCGAAAAUUUUUCACUGUACUUGGAUCAGUGUUCAUCUUUGGAAAUGCGUUAAGUUUCCGACAAUGGUUUGGAGCAGCAGCAGUAUUUACGGGUUUAUUUUUAGAUACAAUUUUUGGGAAGUCACCUCCAAAAAAAAUGGCCACAGAUUUGGCAAAUUCUGAAAACCGAGUAUUAUUAAAGAAUGGAAUUCGAUUAGAAAUGUUAGGAAAAUUUGAGAGAUACAAGGGAACUUUACCUGAAAUUGAAUUUCAUCAUUUUAAUUACACAGGUUUUCAAAAAUGAUUGGAUCCCUUCGCUAAUCUCAUAACUAGCGAUGCACUUUGAAGGAAAACGAUCAGUGUAAACGUUGUUUGGUUCAAAGGUAAAAAAUACUCUUUGAUUUAAAUAAAGAAGUAUUUCAAAUUUUAUGUUAACUCUCUUUAAGGUUAUUAACCGACUUCAAACAAAAACGGAGGAGGUUAUCAAUUCGACUAUAUUUUUUUCUGUAAAAAUUCCAACUUCCAUUUUUAAUUUUCUUUAUCGAUAAUUAACAAACAAUUUAUUGCUAAUAUAAACAGCAUGUAUUUACUCGAUAGUUGUAACCCAUUAAUAGUUGUUUUUUCUACCACCAGACUGCGUGCCUCGAUUUGUCAGUUCUUAAUUCACUAUAUUUGUGAAUAAUAAUGUAUUCAGUUAAAAUUGUGGGUAAAAAUUUCAUUUGAUGACCGACCAUCAGAGAAUUUCAGAAUUUAAUUUUUGUGACCACCGUGUAAUAAAAAUUA
This is a messenger RNA of Chrysoperla carnea, 1705 nucleotides long. RefSeq names its product solute carrier family 35 member B1 homolog (gene meigo). The transcript is spliced from 5 exons. The record is from RefSeq and is a predicted model, not a curated record. NCBI's taxonomy places the organism in Eukaryota, Metazoa, Arthropoda, Insecta, Neuroptera, Chrysopidae. The coding region runs from base 111 to 1226 and encodes 371 amino acids. Gene Ontology annotation, biological process: UDP-galactose transmembrane transport. Gene Ontology annotation, cellular component: Golgi membrane; endoplasmic reticulum membrane. Gene Ontology annotation, molecular function: UDP-galactose transmembrane transporter activity; UDP-glucose transmembrane transporter activity.